This is a messenger RNA of Ascochyta rabiei, 1359 nucleotides long. RefSeq lists its product as uncharacterized. Gene Ontology annotation, biological process: glucan catabolic process. NCBI's taxonomy places the organism in Eukaryota, Fungi, Ascomycota, Dothideomycetes, Pleosporales, Didymellaceae. The record is from RefSeq and is a predicted model, not a curated record. Gene Ontology annotation, cellular component: extracellular region; cell surface. Gene Ontology annotation, molecular function: glucan exo-1,3-beta-glucosidase activity. The coding region runs from base 1 to 1359 and encodes 452 amino acids. The transcript has a single exon.
AUGAAGUUUUCGGCUACCAUCAGCGCCGCUCUUUUGGCCAGCGGUGUCGUUGCUGCGCCUACUCCUGGACUCGUCAGCAGCAUUCUCGGACUCCUCACCAACGACCUCAAUCAGCUAUUGAACUCUCUCGGCAUCAAGAUCCAGGUCAAUGGCUACCAGCACGGUGCCACCGUCAAGUACCACAGCCAGUGCCCUUUCACUAUCAACCCGGUCCCCGUUGUCAACAAGACCAACAGCCACGACCUCAGCUUCCCCAAAUCCUCCGGCUUCAUAGACUGGAAGACCUUCAAGGCCAAUGGUGCUAACCUCGGUGGAUGGCUGGAGAAGGAGCAGACCCACGACCCCAUCUGGUGGUCUGCUGUUGGUGGCGACGGUGCCCCUGAUGAGUGGACUCUGUGCCAGAACCUUGGGAGCAAGUGCGGCCCUGCCCUCGAAGAGCGCUAUGCGUCUUUCUUGAACACCACCACCAUCGACCAGAUGGCUGCCGUUGGUGUCAACACUCUCCGCAUCCCCACCACGUACGCCGCCUGGGUCCAGGUCCCCGGCUCUGCUCUCUACCACGGCAACCAGCAGCAGUACCUCAAAACCAUCUCCGACUACGCCAUCAACAAGUACGGCAUGCAUAUCAUCAUCGGCCUGCACUCCCUCCCGGGUGGCGUCAACAACCUCGACAUCGGCGAAGCUCUAAUGCACGACGGCUGGUUCUACAACUCGACGAACCUAGACUACUCGUUCCGCGCCGUCGACGGCAUCCUAAACUUCAUCAAGAACAGCGGCCAAAUGUCCUCGUACACCAUCGCGCCCAUCAACGAAGCCUCGGACAACCUCGCCGGCUUCGGCACGCCCGCGGGCCUAUCCGUCAACGCCACAAACUGGAUCAACACAUACCACUCGGGCGUGUUAAAGAAGAUCGCAAAAGUAGACGCCCGCAUCCCCAUGAUGAUCCAGGACUGCUUCCAAGGCGCCUCCUACUGGUCGCCCUUCUACCCCGACGGCACUAACAUUGUCUUCGACUCGCACGUCUACUACUUCGCCGCCGCCGGCGCCUACAGCCAGUACAUCAACCCGGCCAUCUGCGGACAAGCCACGUAUCUGGCGGAAGAAACAAAGUUCCCCGUCUUCGUCGGCGAGUGGAGUCUGCAGACCAUGUACAACAACACGCUUGCGAGCCGCAAGGCCCUGUUCGACACCCAGCGCUUCGCGUGGAACAAGUAUGUCUCCGGCGGCACGUUCUGGACCGCUGUUUCCUACUCGACGGCCAAGGUCGACGGCGAGGGCACCCAGCGCGAGUAUUGGUCCUACAUCGAUUUGAUCAACCAGGGCGUCAUCACGCUGGCUACGAAUGCUUCGUACUGCUAG